Molecule: messenger RNA, 3045 nt
Organism: Chinchilla lanigera (long-tailed chinchilla)
Lineage: Eukaryota; Metazoa; Chordata; Mammalia; Rodentia; Chinchillidae
Product: sodium- and chloride-dependent transporter XTRP3A
Exons: 11
Coding region: 458-2500 (680 amino acids)
Biological process (GO): sodium ion transmembrane transport
Cellular component (GO): plasma membrane
Molecular function (GO): L-proline transmembrane transporter activity
Source: RefSeq, a predicted model, not a curated record
ACACUCAUCCCGUAGCCCUUGCCCCUUUCUGAAGCAACUUGAAAAGUCUUCUUUCACAGGUGUUUUUACAAGCUGUGAUCAAAAAUGUGGUGACUGCUGCAGCCGCGCUCCAUCCAAGGGAAAGGCAGCUCAUAAAAACACGACGCUGGGUCCUCGCCCCCCUUAGUCACCGGGUCUGGCAUCCUGUUACUUCUGGCUCUUCCCAGCAUCAAAAUGGCCAUGAAGUGAUCAAAGUCAAUGUUUUGAACCAAUUCAGGACAUUGAGGCAGCCAGGACCGCGCAACUCGAGGAGUGAGGACCCCGGCGCUGCUGCAGAACGCUGCGAGGAUGGGCUGAGUGUGUGCAAAGCAGGGGGAGGAUCUGGGGGGAGUGCUUGGACUGUGUCUCUCACUGUAAUAACUGAGGAUUUAAACCACCGUAUAUUCGAUUGAGGGCCUGUUUGGAUGCGAGGGGCAGUAUGACCUUGCCCCUCCACCCAAGGUCAAACACAGCUGAGACGUGUGGUCCUCUGUCUGUGCUGGCGCUCCCGGGAGGCGGUGUCCCAGCGGCAGUGGGCUGCGGCGGCCCCACCUGCAAUCCCGGUGGCUUCCUGGAGGCGGCGGACCGGGCGGAGUUCAGUCCUCACGCCCGCCUCGCCCUCCCGGUGCGCCCGGAGCAGAGCAUUAAAGGCGGCGGGCGGAUCCGGCGCGUCGAGGUACGGGACCGCGACAGACUCCGGGCCAUGGAGAAGACGCGGGCGCAGUGGGGGAACCCCCUGCAGUUCGUGUUCGCCUGCAUCUCCUACGCCGUGGGCCUGGGCAACGUGUGGCGCUUCCCCUACCUGUGCCAGAUGUACGGCGGCGGUAGCUUCCUGAUCCCCUACUUCAUCAUGCUCAUUGUGGAGGGAAUGCCGCUCUUGUACCUGGAGCUGGCGGUGGGGCAGCGCAUGCGGCAGGGCAGCAUCGGUGCCUGGAGGACCAUCAGCCCCUACCUCGGAGGUGUUGGUGUGGCCAGUGUGGUGGUGUCUUUCUUCCUUGCCACAUACUACAACAUCAUCAACGCCUGGGGGUUUUGGUACCUCUUCAAUUCCUUCCAGGACCCUCUGCCGUGGUCUGUCUGCCCACUGAAUGGAAACCGCACAGGCUACGAGGAGGAGUGUGAGAAGGCCUCGUCCACGCAGUACUUCUGGUACCGGAAGACCCUCAACAUCUCGCCGUCCAUCCAGGACAGUGGGGCUGUGCAGUGGGAGCCGGCGCUGUGCCUCAUCCUGGCCUGGAUGAUGGUGUACCUGUGCAUCCUGCGGGGCACCGAGAAAGUGGGCAAGGUGGCCUAUUUCACUGCACUGCUGCCCUACUGUGUGCUCAUCAUCUACUUGGUCAGAGGCCUCACCCUCCAUGGAGCCACCAAUGGCCUGAUGUACAUGUUCACUCCCAAGGUCGAGCAGCUGGCCAACCCCAAGGCUUGGAUCGAUGCAGCCACACAGAUCUUCUUCUCUCUUGGCCUGGGCUUUGGCACCCUGAUCGCUUUUGCCAGCUACAACGAGCCCUCUAACAACUGCCAGAAGCACACCAUCAUCGUGUCCAUCGUCAACAGCGCCACCUCCAUAUUCUCCAGCGUGGUGACCUUCUCCAUCUACGGCUUCAAGGCCACCUUCAACUAUGAAAACUGCUUGAACAAGGUGAUUCUGCUGCUGACCAAUUCUUUUGACCUUGAAGAUGGCUUUCUGACAGCCAGCAACCUGGAGCAGGUGAAGGGCUACCUGGCUUCCACCUACCCGAGCAAGUACAGCGAGGUCCUCCCACUCUUGCAAAACUGCAGCUUGGAAGCAGAGCUGGACACGGCCGUCCAGGGCACGGGCCUGGCCUUCAUCGUCUACACCGAGGCCAUUAAGAACAUGGAGGUGUCCCAGCUGUGGUCGGUGCUUUACUUCUUCAUGCUGCUGAUGCUGGGCGUGGGGAGCAUGCUGGGCAACACAGCAGCCGUCCUCACCCCUCUGACCGACAGCGAGGUCCUUUCCAGCCACCUGCCCAAGGAGGCCAUCUCAGGUCUGCUAUGCCUCGUCAACUGCGCCGUCGGCCUGCUGUUCACCAUGGAGGCCGGGAGCUACUGGUUCGACAUCUUCAACGACUACGCGGUCACACUGUCCCUGCUGCUUAUCGUGCUGGUGGAGACGCUCGCCGUGUGUUACGUGUACGGGCUGAGGAGAUUUGGAGCCGAGCUCGAGGCCAUGACCAGCAGCACCCUCAGCUGGUACUGGAAGGUCAUGUGGGCGUGUGUGAGCCCGCUGCUCAUGGUCGGCCUCUUCCUCUUCUACCUGAGCGACUACAUCCUCUCGGGCACCCUGCAGUACCAAGCCUGGGACGCCACCCAGGGCCGGCUGGUGACCAAGGACUACCCCACCUAUGCCCUGGCUGUCAUCGGCCUGCUCGUGGCCUCCUCCACCAUGUGCAUCCCCCUGGUGGCCCUGGGGACUUACAUCACGCAGCGCCUCCAGAAAGGGGCCUCGUUCCCUCUCGCCUGAGAACGGGCCUCCUAGAGACUGCUCCCCACCGGAAGUGACGACAUCCGAGCCGGAAGUCCUCCCCGCACUUCCUGUGUCUGCAAAGGAGUAAGACGGUCAGGAGCACGUGCACAAAUCCUUGGAAACCGCCUCUCCCCGUCCCAGCGGCCCUGGUCAAGUCAUGCGGUAUCCCUCAAAUCGGGGAUCAGGGCCGCUCCUCUGGAAGAUGGCUUCCAGACUCUACAGAGUCCUCAGACCGGGGUGACGAUGAUACAGCACUUCUGAGAUCAAGUUUAGGCAGUUUGGGUUGGGGCUGAAGAAACACCAAAAUACUGGAGGAUAAUCAGUUUUCCUCCGGUUGAAGGAGUUUUUAAAUGCCUGAGGUGACAGAUUUGAACAUCAUUGGUUUGAAAUUCUCUCUUUUUUAGACAUAGUGAGUUUACACAAUUUCUAGGUUCCCCUCCACCCUUCCAGUGUUAAUACGACUGACCUGGCCAUGGAGUGAGAUGUUUGUUGGGGACUCAUAGGAAUCACCUUUCUCCAAUCUAGGGUCUCUGGCACUGAUC